Molecule: messenger RNA, 4686 nt
Organism: Anastrepha obliqua
Lineage: Eukaryota; Metazoa; Arthropoda; Insecta; Diptera; Tephritidae
Gene: Sox14
Product: putative transcription factor SOX-14
Exons: 3
Coding region: 837-2495 (552 amino acids)
Biological process (GO): positive regulation of transcription by RNA polymerase II; anatomical structure morphogenesis; cell differentiation
Molecular function (GO): RNA polymerase II cis-regulatory region sequence-specific DNA binding; DNA-binding transcription factor activity, RNA polymerase II-specific
Source: RefSeq, a predicted model, not a curated record
UAUAUCUGCAGCACAGUUCAACGAACAGUGUAUGGGUAGGCUUUCCCUAAUGGGGCAUUGCAGCACACACAAUGACAAUGAUACCAUAUGAUUACUUCUACCAUAUACAACGUUAAACAGCUGAUUCAGUGCAAAAGCAUCGAAUAACAACACAACAACGCUCUACAAAGUCACAAAAUUGCAGUAGAAACUGUUGAUUAUUUUACUUGUCAUAUGUACGGCGGACUGCAGUCGCAACUAAACUAUUAUUAGUGUUCUUAUUGUAAAUACGUUAAAUUUCAAAUUAAAUGUCGAGUUGAAUUGUUACUAAAUCGGUGCAACUAUUUUGAAACACGUAGUGCUGGUUUCUAAAAAUGAGAAUUAAAGCCAACGAGCCAAUAAAAACCUACGACGUUCGUUUAUACAUAUGUACAUAUGUGUAUACUAUAAUAUGUACCUAAAUAAUGCACUAUAAUGUAAAUAAAUAAAUAAUGGAGUAAUCAUCAGUAUUUGGAUUUAGAUAUGUAUAAAGUUUAGACUGGUGUGCAUAUGUACCUAAAUGAAUAAAGUAAAGAACUGCAAAUUAAAUAAUUAUUAAAACAACUUACGUAUAUCUGCUCCGCGUACGCGUUCUUGUGUUUACUCAUUCUGGAAAAAAAUAUAUUAUGUGAAAUCUUACAACAAACACAUAUGCACGUUAUGAAUCAACACUGCCAAAUCUAAGCAUACAGUAACACUUUGGAAAAUAUCAACAUAAAACUCCGAUUAAACAAUUUUUACACAAUUCAAUUUUAAGUUUAUUGUGAAAAACCGAAGAUCGCUGAGCAUGGAACAUUAAAAAUUUGAGUUUCAACGAAAUGGAUGAUUUUAACUUGCACGCUCUUUUGAAAUCCAACAUGACCUCUCCUUGUGAACCUCAGGAAAACGAGUACAAUAAUGGAAACUCCAAAAGCAAUGAGUUAGUUUUUGGGUCCCAACGUGUAAAUCUGAAUUCAAGCACCCCCUAUUCGGAUGCGACACAGACAAAAAAACACCAUCCAGGCCAUAUAAAAAGACCAAUGAACGCAUUUAUGGUCUGGAGCCAAAUGGAAAGAAGAAAAAUAUGCGAAAAGACCCCCGACAUGCACAAUGCAGAAAUAUCAAAAGAACUUGGUAGGUGUUGGCAACUUUUAGGCAAAGAAGAAAAGCAGCCUUAUAUAAUUGAAGCGGAAAACUUACGUAAACUGCAUAUGAUAGAAUAUCCUGAUUAUAAAUAUAGACCCCAGAAGAAGCAAUCGAGAUGUUUUACUUCUAGGAAUAAUAAUGAUAAACGCGAACGCGGAGAACAGAGUCAAAACAGUAUAAAAAAGAGAAUACCAUCUGCACCAUCUUCCACCGAGCGAAAAAGUAAACAAAGUAUAGUUUGCAGCAAUCAAGACGGAAUUUACCGGCGGAACCGAAACUCGAGAAAAAAUUUGGGCAAGGGCUCCUCCGUCAAUACAAGAAAGCUUAACAAAUUAAAAGACGCGAUUACUUUUCAUGAUCCGGCUAAAAUUUGUAAAGAAGAUAAUCCACUAAAUUAUCUACCAAGUACUUCAAGUGAUAGGAACUUUUGCAAUGAUGCAAUUAUCUGUGAUAUCAACUCAGGGAUUGUAGAUAAUUUACCUAGCAUAGAUCCCAAUGACCCGUCCGAUUUGAAUCAACUCAAAAAUAGUGCGGAAUAUCAACUUGAAGACGUUUUGAAAAUCAUUAAUCCCGAUCACUUUUUUGAAACGCAAUUUGAAUUUCAAAAUAACAAAAAUGAGUUUUCUCAUGACAAUGCACAAAACCAUGAACAACAAGUUAAUAUAAAUAAUAUUUCUCAGAUCUCAUGUUUCGAAAAGGCUAAAAUAGAAAAAGAAGACAGCAUUGUAAAUGAUGCUAAUUUACAUCUUGCCAGUCACCAUUCGCAUCAAAUACAAUAUCCAUAUGAAACUGUUAAACUUCCUAUUUUUGAUUCUAUACUAUCUUCCCGAGAUAACAAAAAUCACUCAAGUAUUAUUAACCACCCAACUGACGAUACAAAUAGUGACAUUAUAAACCAAUCGUUGUAUUGCACGGAUGAAUGCAUAUCUGAAAAUCAAGAUUCUGCUAUGCAACAACAAACCGUAACCAUGAAUAUUGAAAUUCACAAUAGCAAUCGUAUUUGCGGAAAUGUUGGGAACACUGGAUUUAUAACUGCCGAUGAUAUGUAUGCAAUAUCAAUUCCUUGUGCAAGUGUUGACAGCGAUUGUAGUAUUUUAACAUCGCCACAUUCAUCACAAAUUGGGUUAAAUAAUAUUAGUACUAACAGCGUGGUGGUGGAUACGAAUAUUGCCAAUAUGUUUCCACUAUUAAACACGAAUCAACAACCUCAACCGGAUACUCUCAACUCUUCGAACUACAAAUUUUAUGAUACCAAUGGAGCACUGCUUGCUUUUACCUAUGACGACUUACCACCGGAAUCCACAGGCAGCCACUUGGAGUUUAGCAACAGAUAUGAGUUUUCGAGUCUUUAAAGGGCGACAAAUCCAACAUUUGUUUUAUAUUUUAUAUCAAGACAUCUUUAUACUCUGCAUGCAUAUGUAGAUAAGAUGAAGUAUAUUUUUAAGUAAAUGUUUAUUUCCGUGUAACAUUUGCAUAUACGAAACCAGAUAAGUAGAGUUAUUAAGAGAGGUGCAACUGUUAUAACGGGUAGAUCAUGAAAUAUUCAGAUAAAAAAGGUAUGCGUAUGUACAUAGGUAUAAUAUAAAUAUAUUUAUGGAUAAAUUAAACUACUUUGACAACAUACAAUUCUAAAUAUCAGAGAAAUAUAACUUUUUCAAUCAUUUUUCUAGUAUUCUGCAAAAUUACUAUAAUUUUUCGAAAAAUAUGUUGUAACUAAAGAAUCUUCCAAAAAUGUACUUGCAGUAAAAAUGUCUGCUUACUUUGGAAAAUUAAAAUUUUUUUAAAGCAUACACAAAGUGUGCACUAAUAUAAGCCUGUGAACAUUUGCAACUGAAGAAAGUUAUUUUAUUUUAUUUUUUGUGAUUCGCAUUUACAUGUUUUCGUAUAAAAAACAUUAUUUCGUAAGAAAAUGAUCACCCCUGUGCAGGGCCGUAGAGAGCAUAUCCGGGCCCCGGGGAAAAAUUGCAAAUGCGGGCCCUUUCCAAUUAUGUCUAAUUUAUAUAAAUACGUAUAAUCUCGAGUCCGGGCCCCUCUGAAAACUCCGGGCCCGGGGGAAAAAGUAUCCGAUCGCUCCCCCUCUCGUCGGGCCUGCCCCUGUGUGUAUUCGAUUUCGCUACGAAUUGAAAAUCGGUAAGCUCAAUUACGAGAUGCCGUAUCGUAAUUUCGAGAUUCGUAGACCAUUUUCGAAAUUCGUUCAUAGUACGCAACGUAGCUUCCAUUUUAAAGUAUUUUAACGAAAUUAUGUAAAUUAAAUCGUACAUAAACGUUUCUUAAUCGAAGGUCACAGCAAAUCGGAUGCAGUGCGAAAAAAAUAUAGAAUAGAUGAGUAAAAUGCCAGGCAUUGCUCAAGGAUUUGCGAAAGAUUCUAAAGAGGUUGGGCAGAUUUCUUGGGACCACUAACCAGGAAAUUUAGCUUUAUCGCAAAAAAAACAUAUUUCGGCACUUUUUCUUCCUCGUUCGUCAUUAAACUUUAUCUAGACUGGACACAAUUUCGGCGCCCCAAAAUACAUAACGGUAUUUUGAGUGCUUUGCAGAACGAAGACUGGGCUAAUCCUACAUCAUGGUCAUUUCCGACACCUUGUUGACAACUUUCUUCAACGAAGAUCCAUAAAACUGCCACCAAUCGAUAUAGAGGAGUUAUUUACGAAAAUUUUACACUUGCCCAAUUUCUUCCUCCCUAACGUCUAAAAUGCUUUUGAGUGCGUUUUUGUUGAGGGGAAAUAUCUUCACACAUCUUUAACCAUUCAUCAUAUUCACGGAAUUUUUGGAUGGCACAUUUUCUUCUUCCUGGGACAAAAGUGAACCGGUUACAGAAUACAUUUUAUUUUAAUUAAUGACGAAACUUCUUUACACAUGAUUAUGGAAUGCUGGUUUUAAAGCUCACUGUUUACUUUCAAUAAUAUUUAUUUAUUUCUGUUAAAACAGCCGAUUAAAAACUUUGAACAAGUUUUCUUUCUUGGCGACGCGGUGCUAGAGCUACGAACAGAUUACUGCAUAGGGGUGAACAUUUUUUAAAAUUUACGCCGUCUUGUUGCGGUUGCGACUGCAUAGUUUGGGUAACCUAUUCAGAAAAAAAUUUGAAAGAUUAUGGAUCUUCGAAAGAUAUUUCAGUUAAAGUUAAUAAAAAUAUAUGUAUAUAAAUAUAAAGCUAAUUUGCAUAACACGUCUGACGCAUUAAGGAAACUAAUUUCUUUAACAUAUUGUACUUAUAUGUACAUUAGAGCGCACCGAAACAAAGUUCGCCGUGUAGUCUUAAAGUAUUUUUGUAAGAAAGAAAAUUUUUUUUUGUACGUACGAGUCCCCUUUUUAUAUUUUUCCAUAUAUCUUCGGCAUUUACAGUCGGAUCUUAAAGUAUAGUAUAUCCAUAUUAUUGUCUCGAGACAUGUUUUGUUUUUUUGCUUCAAAGUUUGUUGAUCUCGAGUACCACGUUCUAGUACUUACCAAAUUUUUAAUACUUUAUUACUUAAUUUUAGUAUUGCUAUUCGUUUUGUCUGUGAAAUAAAUGUUUGAAAUUAGUCUGGCAAUUCACGGAAGUUGGGACGU